Messenger RNA from Lachancea nothofagi CBS 11611, 270 nucleotides. NCBI's taxonomy places the organism in Eukaryota, Fungi, Ascomycota, Saccharomycetes, Saccharomycetales, Saccharomycetaceae. The record is from the annotation of a GenBank genome assembly.
AUGUCUACUCCUACUCCACCUGGUGGCCAACGUACGUUGCAAAAAAGAAGACAGGCGCAAACAGCCAAGGACAAGCAACAAAAGCAGACUCCAGCUUCCACUAGACAGGCAGGCUUUGGUGGCUCCUCUAACAGCGUGUUGAAGCUCUACACAGACGAGGCCAAUGGUCUCAGAGUGGACCCUCUCGUCGUAUUGUUUUUAGCUGUCGGCUUCAUCUUCUCAGUCGUGGCCUUACACGUUGUGGCCAAGGUCACCGGUAAGCUGUUCUGA